Molecule: messenger RNA, 1074 nt
Organism: Trichoderma reesei QM6a
Lineage: Eukaryota; Fungi; Ascomycota; Sordariomycetes; Hypocreales; Hypocreaceae
Exons: 3
Coding region: 1-1074 (357 amino acids)
Molecular function (GO): oxidoreductase activity, acting on NAD(P)H
Source: RefSeq, a predicted model, not a curated record
AUGUCUCCGCCGGCUUGGAUCAAGGCCUUACACGUUGAAUCCAAGGGGAAGGCUGUGAUUCAGAAUGACCCCCUACCUAAACUCCGCGACGAUUAUCUCCUUGUCCGGGUCAAGGCGGUCGGCCUAAACCCGACUGACUGGAGGCAGCUUACGCUGGGCACGGAGCCGGGCGCGAAGCUUGGGUGCGACUAUGCCGGCGUGGUCGAGGAGGUCGGGUCGAAGCUGUCCAAGCCUUUCAGCAAGGGUGAUCGUGUCGCUGGUUUUGCGCAUGGCUCAAACGGGAGCCAGCAUGACGAUGGCGCUUUUGGCGAGUACAGCGUCGUCAAGGCCGGCCUUGCUUUCAGGAUUCCCAAUAAUCUUAGCGAUCAGGAGGCAGCUGUCCUCGGCCUCGGCAUCGCUACAGUUGGCCAAGGUCUAUAUCAGGCACUCAGACUGCCACUUCCGACGCAGCCCAUCACUGAGGCCGACUUUCUCUUCAUCUACGGCGGCAGCACCCCCACGGGUCUCCUGGGAAUUCAGUUCGCCAAGCUGUCGGGCUUUACGGUCGUGACAACAUCCUCGCCCAAGAACUUUGACUACGUCAAGUCCUCUGGCGCCGACGUGGUGUUUGACUACAAGGAUGCAGACAAGUGCGUCGCCGACGUGCGCAACUUCACCAGGGGCCGCGUCCGGCGCGCGUGGGAUUGCGUGUCGACGCCGGAGACGGCUACGGUCUGCGCAAAGGUGCUGUCCUCGGAUGGGGGGGAGGAGAGCCGCUACAGCUCCCUCAUUCCCGUAGAGCCCGAGGUGUUGACCAGCGUCAACCCGAACAUACAGUCUGGGUUCACUGUUGCCUACACGGCAUUUGGUGAGCAGUUCGGAAAAUGGGGCAGGGUGAACGAAGCGAGGCCGGAAGACUACGAUUUUGCAAAGACCUUUUUCGAGAUAGCUCGCGGCCUGCUCGAGGAAGGCAAGCUUAAGCCCGUACGCCAGCUAGUUAACCACGGCGGCCAAGGACUCGAUGGUAUCAUCAAGGGCUUGGACGAACUCAAGGCGGGUAAAGUAAGCGCGGCGAAACUUGUCUACACAUUGUAG